CGUCAAAAGGAGGCGACGCACCCUUAGCUUUUUUUUUGCUGCUGAGGCCAGUGAUUUCUUCAAAUUUUAGCGACUAUUUGUUUGUGUAUAUAUUUUCCAUCCCUACAACGUCUCCUUUGAACGGAGUGAUGCACAAGUAGAUAGAGAAAUAAAUUAGCCAUGUUCCACAACAGCUCACAGAGAAAAUACUGGACUUUUAAAAGUGAGGAUGAACUGGAACAGAUGAGAUUCAGUGCCAAUGAGAAAUUCCGGAAAACAGUUCGUGAAACUGGAAAGCCUGUCGGAAUUAACGCUGUGUUCUUGGACCGACAUGAGGAGGACGUUUUGUUUCGACACUAUGAGAGGAGGAUGCUCGACUUCUGCAAUGCUUUUAAGCCUGCCAUGCCUAAAUCAGUCGUGGGUGCAGCCCUCAUGUACUUCAGAAGAUUCUACCUGAACAACUCCAUCAUGGAAUACCACCCCAGGAUUAUUAUGCUGACAUGUGCAUACCUGUCCUGCAAAGUGGAUGAGUUCAACGUGUCCAGCGUCCAGUUUGUGGGCAAUCUUCAGCAGGAGACAGCAGCAGAACAAGAGAGAGUCCUGGAGCAGAUCCUUGGGUUCGAACUGCUUCUAAUCCAGCAGCUCAAUUUUCACCUGGUCAUCCACACCCCCUUCAGACCCAUGGAGGGUCUGCUCAUCGAUCUCAAGACUCGAUACCCCAUGCUGGAGAACCCAGAGUCGCUGAGGAAAAGUGCCGACGACUUUCUGACCCAGGCAGCCCUGACGGAUGCAGGACUUCUGUUCCCGCCCUCUCAGAUUGCUCUCACUGCCAUCCUGAACAGUGCUUCCAGAGCUGGCAUCAACAUGGAGAGCUACCUGACUGAAUGCUUGAAACUGAAAGAGGACAAAGAAACUCUUUCCAAGAUGUACGAAUCUAUGAGACGGAUGAAAACCCUCCUCAAGAAGUACGAGCCACCUAAACUGGAAGAGGUGAAUAUUUACAAACAGAAGUUGGAGAGGAUCCACGCUGAACUUGCCAGUUCCAGCAACAAACGAAAGAGGGGAUAUGAAGAAGACGGUCAUGUAACUAAAGAACCUCGUUUGGCUGAAGCGGAAUGGAGCGAUGAAGACCUCAUCUGAGUUUUAUGUCGUGGAAUCAGGCUAAAAGAAAUGGCUUGAGUUCAGUAUUUUUGUGCACAUGUGGUUGCUCUUUUUUUGCUGAGAGAAUAAAACUAUUUUUCUAUCGGA
Molecule: messenger RNA, 1227 nt
Organism: Austrofundulus limnaeus
Lineage: Eukaryota; Metazoa; Chordata; Actinopteri; Cyprinodontiformes; Rivulidae
Gene: ccnh
Product: cyclin H
Exons: 10
Coding region: 160-1119 (319 amino acids)
Biological process (GO): DNA-templated transcription; regulation of transcription by RNA polymerase II
Cellular component (GO): transcription factor TFIIK complex
Molecular function (GO): cyclin-dependent protein serine/threonine kinase regulator activity
Source: RefSeq, a predicted model, not a curated record